CGUGUUGUAUGAUAGUUAUACCACUUUCCACCCCCUUAUUAUUCCACUCCUCAUACCAUUAAUCGCAGCAGACGCUAUUCGUCUACUUCUGUCAGACCUUCAAUAUGCAAAGAUCAAAUUAUGGGAACUUCCCUCCAGCUAACUCUCCCCCUCUUCAUCACCCAGUACCUCAACAUGUCUCUACAGUCCCUCAGCUACGAUCACCUCCUCCCCCAAUGCCACAACAACAGCAUCAAUCAGGCUAUGGAAACCCCUACCAACCACAAGCUUCAGGGAAUGCUGCCGCAUUCGGCGCAUAUGGAGGCUUCAUAAAUGAUCCUACGGCGCAAAUGGGAUUCCAAGUUGGACAAACAGCUUUAAAACAUGGAACAGAAUAUGUGGAACAGAAUUUCAAUCGAUAUGUCAAUGUUUCGGCGCUGAAACAUUACUUCAAUGUCUCGAAUGGAUAUGUGGUCAACAAGCUAUUUUUGGUCCUAUUCCCAUGGAGACACAAGCCUUGGUCAAGGAAACAAUCGAUUGGUCCCAGUGGUCAAGAGGGGUGGUUUUUACCUCCUAGAGAUGAUCUCAAUAGUCCAGAUAUGUAUAUUCCAGUAAUGGCACUUGUGACUUAUAUCCUCCUUUCCACACUUUUAGCCGGCCUCAGAGGAGCUUUUCAACCAGAACUCCUUGGGUCCACGGCAGGAUGGGCAUUUUUUAUUGUGUUUAUUGAAAUUCUGGGAUUGAAGCUUGGAUGCUAUCUCCUUUCAAUUUCCAACGAGUCCCAGCUACUCGAUUUGGUCGCCUACUCUGGAUAUAAGUUCGUUGGAGUUAUUGCCACUUUAGUCGUCAGUGAGAUCAUCAACGGCGGAAAAGGAACUGGCGGUUGGAUUGGGUGGACUGUUUUCGGUUACACUUUCCUCGCCAAUGCUUUGUUUCUGCUGCGAUCCUUAAAAUACGUUUUACUUCCUGAAAAUACAACUGAUGAGCGAGGAACUAUGCAAACAGUUGCACGAUCGCAGAAGAGCCGAAGGACACAAUUUCUCUUUAUCUACUCAUACCCUGUACAAUUGAUCUUCAUGUGGGGACUUACACGAGCCUGAGUUAGUGGCUCGGAUAUGGAAUCAGUACUGCAUUGGCAUAUAGAAUGACACUAGCGAGAUCAAGGAUAUUGGAUCGCUACUGGAUGGUACAAUUGGGUUUCUGGUGAAAAGGCUAGGCUGGCACGACGAGGCAAAUGUGUAAGAAUACAAGUUUCAAAAUACCCAAUACAAGUUGUUAUAUUACUGUUCACUAGCAUCGAUACCAAUCAGCAAUGGUUGUUAUU
Botrytis byssoidea is the source of this 1303-nucleotide messenger RNA. RefSeq lists its product as uncharacterized. Bases 105 to 1079 code for a protein of 324 amino acids. The transcript has 4 exons. NCBI's taxonomy places the organism in Eukaryota, Fungi, Ascomycota, Leotiomycetes, Helotiales, Sclerotiniaceae. Gene Ontology annotation, biological process: endoplasmic reticulum to Golgi vesicle-mediated transport. The record is from RefSeq and is a predicted model, not a curated record. Gene Ontology annotation, cellular component: COPII-coated ER to Golgi transport vesicle; endoplasmic reticulum-Golgi intermediate compartment; endoplasmic reticulum membrane.